AGGCAAAAAAGCAAAACACAAUCACAUAGCACAGCACAGCACAGCACAGCACAGCGCAGCGCAGCGCAGCGCAGCAUACAGUAUCAAAGCAGAGCCUGCUUGCUUCAUUGAUCGAUCGAGUGCUCGAUUUCCCGUUCCGGAUUCCUUCCCCUCCCUCCCUCGACGCAUCCAAGGCCAUCGCCAUGGCCGUCCCGGGAGAAGACGACGAGGCGGUUCUGGAAAGCAUGAAAGCCCGCAAGGAGGCCUUUGUGACGGGCCACGGGGGAUCCGACCAUCCCUGGGAAAUCCUGUGGGUCUGUUCCUCCGCCCUCUGGGGCUGCUGGCUGUACGCCGAGCUCGCGGCGGCCGGGAGGGGCUCCGGCGGCCAGCGCACACAAGGAUUCCUUCCGGAGGCCCUGGUGGUGUGGUUCCCGCUCGUCCUGUCCCAGACCAAGCACCUGUACCCGUACGGGAGCCUCUGGAUGGCCGGGGAGAUUCUGCUGGCGGCGUGCCUGUCGGCGAGGCGGGGGGGGACGAUCGACCGGCCAAGAACCGGGGGAGACGCCGAGAAGAGCACCACCGGCGACCGCCGUCUCUUCCUGACGCUGUACCGGUCCUCCAUCUACUACCUGACCUUUGUGGCCAUUCUGGCGGUAGACUUCGACCUCUUUCCCCGCCGCUUUUGCAAGACGGAGGUGGCCGGGUACGGCCUGAUGGACCUGGGGGCCGCCUCCUUUUGUAUCUCGGGGGGGAUUGUUUCGGGGAGGGGGUGGAACCACGACCACAGGAACGGCAAGGGCAAGGGCAACGGCCGGUGGGACUCCCUCAAGCCGCUGGUCAGGGCGGCCCCCCUGGUGGCCAUCGGAAUCGUCCGGACGGUCGCCAACAAGGAGCUCGACUACCAGGAACACGCGAGCGAGUACGGGGUCCACUGGAACUUUUUCUUCACGCUGGGGGUCCUUGCGGUGGUGCAGCCGCUGCGGAAGCGGAUUUUGCUGGGGCUGGGGGGACGCGGGGGGUUCGCGGCGGUGGCGGUGGCCUGGGCGCCGGUGGUGGCCAUGCUGGCCUACCAGCACGGCCUGUCGGCGAGGGGGUGGCAGUCCUUUGUCGAAACGGCCCCGCGGGGGCCGCCGCUGGGAGGCGGAGGAAGCACGGUUGAGCGAUUCUUUUUCGCCAACCGGGAGGGGAUCCUGGGGUGCAUCGGGUACGUCUUUUUGCACGCGUCGGGGGAAUGGAUCGGCCGGUGCUUUGUGUUUGUAGACGACAACAGAAACGAAGACAAGGACGAGCGCGGUGGCAGCACACAAAAGCAAAAGCCUUCGAUGGGAAAGCUGGCCAUCGCCCUGUGGGUGCUCUGGUGGGUCCUCUCGGGUAGGGGGGGCACCGAACCACUGGGUGGCGGCGGCAACCACGAAGACGACGGCUACUACUACGACUAUUUCUACGAACCCUUGCCCGUUUCCCGGCGGUCUACCAACCUGGCCUUUUGCGUCUGGGCACUGGCCCACAACGUGGCGCUCCUCUGGGCCUUUGGGGCGCUCGAGACGUGGCUCCGGACCAGCGGCCGUAGGGAGAACAACAACGCCCCGGUGGUCGUUCCGCCGACCUGGGCCGCCGUCAACCGCCACGGCAUGAUCGCCUUUCUGGUGGCCAACCUCCUGACGGGACUCGUCAACCUCACGGUACCGACCAUCGACACGGGCGACGGCCCGGCCCUGUGCCUGCUGGUGGCCUACCUGGCCGGGAUCGGAGCGGCGGUCCACCUGUGCGACCGGUGCCUGGGAAGGCCCCCGCGCCGGGAUCCCCUCAAACGCGACUGAGGCAACGCGAUGCCGAGCCGAGCCGGCCUACCAACUCCCCGGGGGGGCUGGACCGAAGAGCACCAAACGGAUCCCCUCCGGCCGGCAGGGAGGRAAACCCCCGACAAGAGGCGUCGGGCCGCUCCGGGGAGGAGCACUCGCCUGUGAGCGUGUCCGUGUCCGUAUACGGAUGCACGCACGCAGGGGAUGGCGCUGGGCGCUUUCUCUUUCUUGGAACCCGUCGGACGGCACAAUGGUACGAGUGCGCUAGAGGGUGGGUCGGCUCGGCUCGGCUCGGCUCGACUCUGAAAUCACCCACGCCGACCCAACAACAAAACAUGGAAUUCCAACCCAAGACGGAACAAAAUGAAUUGUCCAGAGAGAGGUGUUGAUACUAUUUUCUCGGAAAAGAGACAAGCUGUUCCUCUCGUAGACUCCGUACAGAAAAUAUACCAUCUUAGAAAUUUCCCGAGCAGAAAAUGUACCAGGUUAGAACCUUUCUUGGCCCCUUAGGUGGUACUUACAUAAUGACAUCUAGAUAGUGAAGCCAUUCUGUUAUCCUCCUUGCUACUUAUUUUGCAUCCCCAGAGAACUGAAUUAAAAAGUUGGGGUGGGGCCGUUUAUUCGUGGUUCGGACUCAAUAGUUUUCGACCUUCUUAGGCCGAUACACUGAACAGUACUUACGUAGUAGUAAGCCCAAAAAGAGGUAUUCGGUAUUCGCGGACUUAGCCUGUCGAUAGUUUUCAAUAGAUCUAGUAGGCAAAA
Molecule: messenger RNA, 2543 nt
Organism: Pseudo-nitzschia multistriata
Lineage: Eukaryota; Bacillariophyta; Bacillariophyceae; Bacillariales; Bacillariaceae
Source: the annotation of a GenBank genome assembly